Antechinus flavipes (yellow-footed antechinus) is the source of this 6705-nucleotide messenger RNA. It is a transcript of the gene STEAP2, whose product is annotated as STEAP2 metalloreductase. The record is from RefSeq and is a predicted model, not a curated record. Lineage: Eukaryota; Metazoa; Chordata; Mammalia; Dasyuromorphia; Dasyuridae. Gene Ontology annotation, cellular component: endosome; plasma membrane. The transcript is spliced from 5 exons. Bases 1 to 1773 code for a protein of 590 amino acids. Gene Ontology annotation, molecular function: cupric reductase (NADH) activity; ferric-chelate reductase (NADPH) activity. Gene Ontology annotation, biological process: copper ion import.
AUGGGGCACAGGGAGGGAAGCCGGAGGGCGGAUGAGAACCGUUUAGUUCCAAACUCGGGGAGGGGAGAAAGUGAGGGGGCCAACCGAGGCAAGCCCGUAAGGAGAGAGACCGGCAGGGCAGAGCCCUCCCCCACCCUCCGUGGGCAGCACGCGCCGUGGACGGCGGCUCUGAGCUGCUCUGCGCAGAGCUCUGGCCCGGCCAGCGCGCUUCCCCGACGGACAGGCGGACUGACGGACGGACCGGCCCCCCCUCCCUCCCUCCGCCACGCACAGCCUCGUCCAGCGCCGCGGCCGCCGUGUCCGUGGGCUGCGCAGCCCCGCCGCUGCGUGCAGGAGCGCGGCCCCCCCUCCCUGCCCAUCUCCGCCUCCCCCUGCUCCCCGAUCUGCCCCGGGCCGCAGUGCUCCGCCUCUGAGCCUCCUCCCCGUCCGCACGCGGCCAUCGGCCGGAGGAAGGGGAAAGGGCCAGGCCCGGCAGCCACCUGGCUCCUAGCGGGCGGAAGGAGAGCGGACACUGAUUCCCUGGCCCGUUUGGGCGCGGAGCAGGGAAUCCCCAUCCUCUCCUCUGCGGCGCAGGGGACCCCCGGGGGCAGGCACCCAUCGGCGUCCGCACGCACAGGUUGUGCGGUCCUGCCUGACAGACACUGCCUGUACUACUUCGUGGGCACAGCUCCGUUCUCCGGAAGAUCGCUGGCUGGGCCAACAAGUAAGUCUCCUGGAAAAUAUUUGUCUGGUAUCCAUAAGGUACAAAUUAUCUUUACAGAAUUUUAUGUUGUCUUUUUUUUAACUAAAAACCAGGUCUAUGUAUGUAGCAACAAUAUUCAAGCUCGACAUCAGGUUAUUGAACUGGCUCGUCAACUGAACUUCAUUCCUAUUGACUUGGGAUCAUUAUCGUCGGCCAGAGAGAUUGAGAACUUACCCUUGCGACUAUUCACUCUGUGGAGAGGACCGGUAGUAGUAGCAAUAAGUCUGGCCACUUUUUUCUUCCUUUAUUCCUUUGUCAGAGACGUGAUCCAUCCAUACGCCAGAAACCAGCAGAGUGACUUCUACAAGAUUCCUAUUGAAAUUGUGAACAAGACGCUACCCAUUGUAGCCAUCACUUUGCUCUCUCUGGUUUACCUAGCAGGCCUCCUGGCUGCUGCUUAUCAGCUAUAUUAUGGCACCAAAUAUAGACGAUUUCCUCCAUGGCUAGAGACUUGGUUACAGUGCAGAAAACAGCUUGGGUUACUGAGCUUUUUCUUUGCUGCUGUCCAUGUUGCUUAUAGCCUCUGUUUACCAAUGAGAAGAUCAGAGCGAUACUUAUUUCUCAACAUGGCUUAUCAGCAGGUUCAUGCAAAUAUUGAAAACUCCUGGAAUGAAGAAGAAGUGUGGAGAAUUGAAAUGUAUAUCUCUUUUGGAAUAAUGAGUCUUGGCUUACUUUCAUUAUUAGCAGUAACUUCUAUCCCUUCAGUGAGCAAUGCCUUAAAUUGGAGAGAGUUCAGCUUUAUCCAGUCUACACUUGGCUAUGUGGCUCUACUCAUCAGUACUUUCCAUGUUCUAAUUUAUGGGUGGAAGAGAGCUUUUGAAGAAGAGUACUACAGGUUCUAUACACCACCAAAUUUUGUUCUUGCACUUGUUUUGCCCUCUAUUGUCAUUCUGGGGAAAAUCAUUUUACUCUUUCCAUGUAUAAGCAGGAAAUUGAAAAGAAUUAAAAAAGGCUGGGAAAAGAGCCAAUUUAUAGAAGUAGCCAGUGGAAUAAUUCCACAUCUUUCACCAGAAAGGGUUACAGUAAUGUGAUGCUAACUGGUACUAUAUAGUGUCAUACAGAAUUAUACUUGAGUUUCUAGUAUAACCUCUCUUUUCAGAAGUUUAUCUAACUGGACUACAAAACUUGUGAGAUUUAAUCAGGAAGGUCAAUUGAUACUAGUUAUUUUUAAAUUAAUUUUCAUAAAGCCAUGUUAGGCAAUUUGGAAUUUUUUAGGGAGUCAACCUUAUUUGUCAGAAUUUUAAGUGCUCUUUUGCAUAGCUGUAAUCGCUAUUACUGUUGCUUUGUCAAAUCUCUAUUUGUAAUCCAAGCUAUAUGCUAUUUACAUCUAGUAUUGCCAAUAUAUUUAUCAGUGUUUCCAAAAAUAUCCUUUUUUCAAGCAACUAGCAUAUAAAAUUUUUAACAUAGCUCAUUAUACAUGUACAUUUUAUUUCCAACACAAUAAAAAUUGUUCAUUAUAAAGCAUCUGUGAUUAGAAUUUAAAAUUACACAUGGGAACAAAACUUAAUUGGUUUACAAAAAAAAGAAAUGUUACAUGGAAACUGGACAAAGUUGUGUGGUAACUAUCUAAUGCUCACCAACACCACACUAGUACAUUUAAGAAACAUACAUAUGUGGAUCUAAUAAUUCCUUCUAAAAGAAAAAUUAAGCAAUUCCAUGAAAACAUACUUUAAGGAUGUGGAUUGACAAAAUAUUUACAUAUGGAUUUAAGUACUAUAAUCAUGUAAUAAAAAUAUUCACCUCAUGAGUAUAUUAAUUCCGUUCACAAUAUAACAAUGACUUUGGGAUAUUAAUAAGACUAGAGAGAGGUCUCGGCAAUAUUCUACCUCCAUAACUGAACAUCUUUAACAAAACCAGGAUGAGGCUGUAGAAGAGGUUUGAAGCUAAUGUCCUUUUUGUUCACUCAACACAUGGGAUUUGACCUAACAUAAAAUAAAUGAUAUUAUACAACAUAAAGUUGCUUUGUCAUAAAAAAAUUGUUACCUGUUUUCCACAGUCAGCAUCAACAAAAAUCCCCCCCCUUUUUUUUUUCACCUUAGCUCAAAGUGAUACAGUAAUUACAGGACUAAAAUCCUAGAAACCUACAGUAGCUUUGGCAGUAGGCUGCCUCAAAAAUGAGGAGAAAGCAGGUUUUAUUGAACCUGGAAACUGUCAGGUAACCUGCCAUGAUAGCGGUUUUCUUAUAUUAAUUUGUGAAGAAAGUCAGCCUGACAAUGACAAUUUGAACAGCCCAUGUAACUUCCCCAAUCUAGUAAGUCCCUGGACCAAGGACAAGGCCUCCCAUUAACAGUCUCUUCCAAAAGGCUACCUUAAGAUGGUAACCCAAGAAGUAUCAUUCCUCUUUUUCCCAAGCCUUUGAAAAUCCUUGCAAAAUCCAGGCAUUCAUCCAUGAAGUUUACAUGUAUGUAAAAGAUACACAUAUUAUUAAUGUGCUGGCUUUAGAAGCUCCAUUAUUUCCAAAAUCAAUUUCAGUUUUGAUUUUCUAUUACACUGAUUUGUUCCAAAACUUAAUUAAUGUCUUAUUUUCUAUGUUUCCUCCACUCCUAAUGAAAAGGAAGAUUAAGGUUACUGCUAGUAGAUCCUGUGUGGAUUUUCAAAGUAUGGUCUUACAAUUAAUUAAUUACUGAGAAAUUGUUCAGUAUUAGAUUUGAAAUAACUCUUCCUAAUGCCAAUUUCCCAAUUACCAAUUGUAUGUAUAUUUGGUAAAUUAUUACUAUAUUGUCUUUUCUUCCUUUUUGAGUUUUUGUGCCCCCCUAUUAUAAUGGAGCUCCUACAGAACAUUGCUUAGUGUAGUGCUUUGCACAUGAUAAAUGGUUUAUUAUCGAUGCCUGUUCAUUCAUCCAUAACGUCCAUCAAUCCAUCCUUGGUGAAUUUUGUUUUCUAAUAGAUCUUCAUUUUAUUUUUAAGUUUUUUUUUUCAUUCUCCCCUCUUGGUAGUUAUUUAUUACCUCAUAAUGUGUGAAAAAUCCUGAAGGCAAAAAAAAACUUAAGGAUUGAUUAUGUUAGAAUAACAAAAGUUUCAAAUAAUUGCAUUUGUUCAUUCCGUAUGCUCUUUAUCAUUAAAAUCCUAAUAGGAGCCAAGUUUCCUUGCCUCGGAACCCAAAUCCUGUAGUUCUUAAUGGAAUGUUAAAAUACCAAGUGGCUAAUAGUACAGAUAGAUUCAUCACUAAUAGACAAUAAUGAAGUCUUCUUAGAUUUUUUUUUAACCUAUUGAGGAAAAAAAAAUAAAAGAAAUAAGUUUUGCACAAUUAUCUGCUGUGUUGCAUAUACAAAGCAAAAAGAGUAUGGUAUUACAAUAAGAGUGUAUUAUUCACAACACAAUAUUAUAAAUUAUAUCUAAAAGUAAUUUUAUAGAGCUUUAAUAUUUUCUACUAAUUAGAUUGUUUUCAUAAUUUUCCACUGUUCUCAAAAAGAAUAUUAAAUUUUACCAUUACCAUGUUGCCAGAUUAAUAGAAAUACAGCUGUUAUGACCUAAUUAUGAUGUUAGCUUGAACAUAGUUGAUACUAUUUUCCUCUAAUCUGGCUGACAUAAAACCUGAGCAAAGUCCCUAACUGUGAAGAUGCUCAAUUAGUAAAAAGAAUAGCAAUGCAAGUGAGUAGUAAUAAUAAAAAUAAAACAUCUUUUAUUUUAAUUUCAGAGUUUUAAAUUUUUUGAGUUUAUAUUAACAAUAAUUUUACCUAAGUAUUUUUCAGUGAACAGCAAUACUUGUUUUCUGUUCAAAAAGCUGUCAUUUUAGGCAUGCAAAAUAGGCCAUAUUUGGCAGUAGCUUCUGUUUGACCUAAGAGAAUACAAAGUAAUGGAAACUGAGCAGUGGAGACUCUGGCCAUUGAUCUGUAUUUUGUAGCAUAUCCCUAGACCUGAACCAAAAUAGAACACUGAGAAAUCAUUCCUAUGCAAUAAGUAAUUUUAUUUUAAAAGGAAAAUAAUCGUGAUAUAUCAUGCUGCUUAACCUCUGUGUUUGAAGAUUUCUUAAUUCUUUCAAUAUUUAGAACCAUGUUGAAUAGACUAUAUUAAUAUGCUAUCAUAUAUUUUUCAAAGUAUGUCUGGAAAUUAAGUCUUUUGGUUAACUGUAAAAAUUUUUUAUUUAAAAUAGGAAUAGAUUAUAUUUGUAGGUAUUUAUCAAAUAUAAUUAUUUUGUGCUACAUAUGGGAUUUUGUAAUGAGUUCCAUUGUUAAGAUACAUAAUUAACUUCUUACAAAUUAACCUAUCAACUUAAAUUUUUAUGUUAAAGAUUAUAUUUAAUAAUAUUCACUUAAUGCCUAAAGUAAAAUCUUACUUUCACCAUAAUCAAGAUAAUGAAAUUUUUUUGUGCACAAGGGCUGCAGGAAUGUAGGCCAUAUAUUGUUUUAUGUAUCAGUCAUACUUUUUAUUGGUUAUACAUUUUAUGUAAUAUAAAAACUGCCUUUUCCUUUAUAUUGCAUUUUUCCAUGAAAAUAAAGAAUUGCCUGCAGAAUGCAAAACUGCAAGCAUCCUGUCAAACGAUACAGAUUUCUAUGCAUAUAUUCAUUUAAAAAGAGGCUGUGUGGCCUAGUGGAAAGACAGGGAUGAACACGGGUUCAAGCCUGACCUCUGACACUUACUAGCUGUGGAAUCCCAGGCAGCCAGGCCACCUAAAUCUCAGGCUGUGAGUUCUACAACGGUUGUAGCCAGGCAGUGGGAAAGGCAGUGCCUCCUACUGCUGAAAUCACAGUCUGGAUGCUCUCUCCAUUCCCUCCCUUCCCCCUUCUCUCCUCUCCCAAUCAAACUGAAAAAACAUGUUUUUGUUUUUUGUUAGGGCAAUGAAAAUAUUGUUUUUCUUAUGGCAUUUUAACUGAAGUGCCAUAAAUGCAAUCCAUAUGUGUUUCAGAAUAAACGUUGAGUUAAUUGCAAUCCAUAUGUGUUUCAGAAUAAACAUUGAGUUAAUUCUAUCUGUAUCCAGUCUAAAAUCUCUGCUUUUGAAAUGUGAAUUUUAAAACUUGUAAAUGUCUUGAGUUUGCAGCAAUGUUAUCUAUAUACAAUAUGUUACAAAAUUCAAUUGAACGUUUGUAUUUAUGACAUACCAACAUAAAUUUUAAAGCCAUUUUCAUUUGUUCACAAAUUGAAAAAGAAACCUGAUAUAUGCUUAAUGGUUAUAAAUAUAACAACAAUUUUCAUGGAGAUAUGUCUGCAUGCUGGAAUAGUAAUAUUCAUAGGGCAGGUAAUUAAGUAUUGAAAUUUUUCUCAAAAAUAAGAGUACUUUAAAAUAUAUAUUAAUAAGAAAAUGAAAAUACACAUCUUAAAUAUGACAGUGUGACAAUAAAAACCAACACUCAAGUUAAUCGAGCAGAGUUAAUAUAAACAAAUUUUAUUUGUUGAGCAGCUGUUAUAAAGAGUCAGACCUGUUUAACAAUCCUGAACAAAAAGGCUGACACUUAUUUUUUCAUUUUCCAGCUCUGUGUGUACAUUAUUUAGACAAAGCCAAAAUUAAUACCUAAUCUGUAAAUCACCCAAAGGAAAUUUUCAUAGCUGUACUAAAUGAUACUGCAGAAGCAGACGAGCUAUAUUGUUUUAUAAAAUGUUUUUUCAAAGAUGUUAUCUUCAAAGCAGUCUAUUCCUGACUUUGUAAUAUUCUCUUUAAAUACAAUGUGUUACUCCUGCAGACAACCAGUAGUACUGUGUCAUAACAUGAUACUGCAAGAAUGAACUGGACUGCAAUAAUUCUUACUUUUAAAAGCCAAUACUUUGAUGCGGUAACGUGUGAUUUGCAAAAGAAUUGAUUUUUUAGUUAAUUAUAUGCUGUUUCCAUUCCUCAUAUAGUCUGACAUUGGGCUGUUUGUCUGUUGUGGAUGUAUUAUUUAUUUCUUCGUAUGUAACUAAUAUUUCGUGACAUUCUCUGGUUCCUCUUGUCAUCUCUUUAAAUAGAGAUAUCAAAGUAAAAGUAGUGCUUUUAUAUUAUUUCCAUAGCUAUGCCUUACAUGAAACUGAAUAAAAAGUAACAAACCAAA